This is a messenger RNA of Striga asiatica, 984 nucleotides long. Lineage: Eukaryota; Viridiplantae; Streptophyta; Magnoliopsida; Lamiales; Orobanchaceae. The record is from the annotation of a GenBank genome assembly.
AUGGCGUUCAGGUCGCGCGAAAUGAUGAAGAAGAUUGUGAAGAAAAUCGGCGGGGAACAGAAUCUAGCGCCUGGAGUGAAAGAGCAAUUGAAAAAAUCGGUGCCGGAUAGAAAGGUCGUGAUGGGCCGAGCUCACCGCGGGCUUUACGCGGGCCGACAUAUCCAGUUUGGGAAUCGCGUCAGUGAAGACGGCGGCAACAAGACAAGGAGAAGCUGGAAGCCUAACGUGCAAGAAAAGCGGCUUUUCAGCUAUGUAUUAGACAGGCACAUCCGUGUUAAGAUAACAACCCACACUCUACGCUGCAUAGACAAGGCAGGUGGCAUAGACGAGUAUUUACUAAAAACACCCUACCAUAAGAUGGACACUGAGAUGGGCCUCUUCUGGAAAACAAAGAUCGAGAAGAUGUACCAAGAGCUUGGCGAAAUGGAGGUUGUCUUCUUUUCACCCGAGGACGAGUAUAAUUUUGAGAAGCAAUUCGAAGAGCUCAAGUUGGAGAAGAAGGCUGCACGUAGGGAGGCAAGGAGAAAGAUGUAUGGUUCGAGUUAUAAGCAUGAGGAAGAAGGGGAAUUUGGGGAAGGUGGUGAGGAAGUUUCUAGAAGUGAGGGAAGAGUGAGUGGGAUUAUUUAUAGUUUUGGGUUUUGGUCAUUGUGUUGUCUGCUGCUAGCAAUUGGAUUAUGUGGUGUGCCGACUCACAGUUUUUUAUCAGAAAUUGGAAGUUAUAGCUACGCAGGCAAUUCUUGUCAGAUUAGUGUGCCGUCUUGUCGAUUAGCUUUAAGCAUUAAUAAUGCUAAGGAGCCAACUGUUGGCUCCGUUACGGAGCCAACUGUCAAUGGGGCUGUCCCAACGGAACCAACAGUUGGCUCCUUAGCAUUACUGGAAAAUGUAAAGUUAUCGGAACUUUCUCCUUGCAAUUCUUCAAGCAAAUGCAAGAACUUGGAAGACAUGCGUUCGCAGUGUAUGCAGCUAUCAUGGCUUUCCUUGUGA